UCAGUAUUAGGGUUGGAUAGCUGCUGACGUGGCAAACUUUAGGUGCUAACUUAACUAACCGUAUCGAUUGCUACUGGAGAGGCGAGCCCAAACCCCAGCCAAACCUUUAGCCUCCUUCGAAAACUAAACCGAGAAGGCACCGUGAUGUGCCGCAAAUCGAGCUUCGUUUUUGUACAAACCCAGUAAUAGGCGCUUCUUGUAUCCAUUUUCUCUGUUAAACCUUUCUUUCCCACCCAACGAGCUCAGACAAGAAGAGAAAGUAAAAGAAAGAGAGAUGGCGUUCAGAGGGAAGGAGAUGAUGAAGAAAGUGCUUAAGAAUGUAGGAGGGGAGAAGAACUUGGCACCGGGUCUGAAGGAAUCGUUGAAGAAGUGCAUACCGGACAGCAAGGUGGUGAUGGGCCGGGCCAAGCGCGGCCUCUUCGCUGGCCGCCACAUCCAGUUCGGCAAUCGCGUCAGCGAAGAUGGCGGCAACAAGUCAAGGAGAACUUGGAAGCCGAAUGUCCAGGAGAAGCGGCUCUUCAGUUACAUUUUAGACCGCCAUAUUCGAGUUAAAGUCACCACACACGCCCUCCGCUGCAUAGACAAGGCAGGUGGGAUUGAUGAGUACCUGCUGAAAACUCCUUACCAAAAGAUGGACACAGAAAUGGGCCUCUACUGGAAAGCUAAGAUUGAGAAGCUGUACGAAGAGCUUGGGAAAAUGGAAGUUGUCUUCUUCUCACCCGAGGAUGAAGACAAGUUUGAACAGGGUUUUAAAGAUCUGAAACUAUCCGAGAGGGCAGCUCGUAGGGAAGCAAGGAGACAGAUGUAUGGUUUGUCGAACAAACACGGGGAGAUUGAGGGAGGACAAGUGGAAGGUCAAGUGACUGAUGAGGAUGCUGCAAGAACUGGGGAUGGAAGCUCUCAUCACGAUUUUCCUGAGCAGUUGGUUGCAAACACUUAAGUUUGGGCCUGUUCAGUUAGAAUGUUGUUCCCAUAUUUGUUGGUUAAUGUCUCUUUCAAAAUUUGUUUCUCCAUAAUGUUUUUUUGGAAGCAGUGCAAGCAGUAUCAGGACUGAGAGGCUAAAACCAUAUAUCAUUUUCAGAUAGAAAUUAACUAGGAUGGAUAUAUAUUUUGAAGUUAUCUUGCACACUGCUUUCA
Molecule: messenger RNA, 1137 nt
Organism: Juglans regia (Persian walnut)
Lineage: Eukaryota; Viridiplantae; Streptophyta; Magnoliopsida; Fagales; Juglandaceae
Exons: 2
Coding region: 275-940 (221 amino acids)
Cellular component (GO): mitochondrial large ribosomal subunit
Molecular function (GO): structural constituent of ribosome
Source: RefSeq, a predicted model, not a curated record